AUAAUUCCUUCCUUUGCCCCAUUUUUAUUUUCUUCUUCAUCCAUAAUAACUUCACUCUCUCCCCCCCCCCCCCCCCCAACAUGUUCCUGUGACGACGAUACACUCUUUCACUGACUUACCCCUACCUCAAAAUCACCUUCUUCUUCAUCGUCUCAGCUCAGGAAUUGCUAACUACCUGUUUUUGAAUUUGAGAUCUGUUUUUGUUUCUAGAAGAAAACAGCUUGUUUUCACCGUCUCUGAUCCUCUGAUUUGAUCGGAAUCUAAUGGGUAAAACCACCGGGAACAGAGAUUGGACUCAGAUCUACGCUAUUUACGGAAUCGAACAAUGGCAGACACUCGUCUUCCUUCUCUUCCAUGCUUUCUUCUUCUCUCUUCUCUCUCUUCUCUUCCUCAUCUACUUCGAUCAGAUUUGCUUCUUCCUCGAUUCCUUCUUCCUCUCCGGCGCCGCCAGAUUAGCCGCGGGUUUCACCGGUGCUGUAACCGCUCUCUCCGCGGUUUGUCUACUCUUCGCCGCAGCUAAUUUCGUUUACUCAGAUGUUCCGCUUCAGUACGAGAUGGCUCAACGCAUGGUUAGCUCCGUCGGUGACUGGUCUUGUGUCAAAACUGCUCUCGAUCUCGGUUGUGGCCGUGGUAUCCUCCUCAAUGCCGUCGCUACACAGCUUAAGAAAACCGGUAGCUCCGGUCGGGUCGUCGGGUUAGACCGCUCUAAACGCACCACUCUCUCCACUCUCCGCACCGCUAAACUCGAAGGUGUGCAAGAGUAUGUGACAUGCCGUGAAGGAGAUGUGAAGACGUUGCCGUUUGGCGAUAAUUACUUCGACGUGGUGGUCUCGUCGGUGUUCGUUCACACGGUGGGGAAAGAGCAUGGUCAGAAGUCGGUGGAAGCUGCGGCGGAGAGAAUGAGAGUGCUCGGAGAGAUUGUGAGAGUUGUGAAGCCAGGAGGUUUGUGUGUGGUUUGGGAUCUCUUACACGUGCCGGAGUACGUGCGUCGUCUUCAAGAGCUAAAGAUGGAAGAUAUACGAGUCUCGGAGCGAGUCACGGCGUUUAUGGCCGGAAGUCACAUCGUUUCGUUCCGGAAACCCAGUGAACUCGUCGCCGGGCCCCGUGAAGUCCGCCUCGAUUGGAGAUGAUGACGUGGUGUUCAAAACGACAGUGAUGUGUGUCGGUUCGUUAUAUAAAAAACGGCACGUAGUUGAAGAAGUCUGGAGGUUCGACACUAUAAUUGUAAUAUAUUAAUUACGAAUCUACUACUACUACACUAGAAAAUCAAAAUGUAUGUGGCGUCUGGGGAGGCGAAGCGGAACCAGAUGCUUUGAUGAAGAGGCAUAACGCUGCGUUUGCGUUUUUGUCUUGUAUUUGUAUAACCUAUAGUUUUUAUUAACAUAUUAAGCUGAAUCUUAAUAUGUGAUUCAGAGAAGAGUCUUUUUACUGUUGCGUUUUCAAACGCGGGUAAAAAACUAACGUCGUGGAGAGAAGUAGCUGAACUUUGAAACUGUGUACGAAAAAAAAAUAAAAAAUUUGGAGCUUUGUUGAGUGAAUUUCAAGAAUGUCGUCUGUGUAGUAGAUAUGGUUGGGCAUUAAAUGACUUGUCAUUGUCACUUCACGUCAAUGUGGUAUCUGUUCCCUAUAUAUUAUUAAUUUAUUAUUUUAGUAUACUUGGGCCAGAUUUGGGCCAAGCCUUAAA
Molecule: messenger RNA, 1684 nt
Organism: Arabidopsis thaliana (thale cress)
Lineage: Eukaryota; Viridiplantae; Streptophyta; Magnoliopsida; Brassicales; Brassicaceae
Product: S-adenosyl-L-methionine-dependent methyltransferases superfamily protein
Exons: 3
Coding region: 264-1130 (288 amino acids)
Molecular function (GO): S-adenosylmethionine-dependent methyltransferase activity
Source: RefSeq, marked reviewed